Periconia digitata is the source of this 1892-nucleotide messenger RNA. NCBI's taxonomy places the organism in Eukaryota, Fungi, Ascomycota, Dothideomycetes, Pleosporales, Periconiaceae. The record is from the annotation of a GenBank genome assembly.
CUCGCUGAGUUGUCAUACAUUUCUAGAUUAGGAACGCGCAUGUUAAAAGGUCCAGCCAUCACUGAGAUAGUUCCCGCGCUUACACCUCACGUCCUCAGACACUCAUCUUUGUACGCGAAUGAUCAAGUUCCAUUUACAAUACAUUCAAAAUCAUGAUAAACCUCUCAAAUCCUCCUAUCCAAGUCGCGUUUGUCUGCGGGGGUCUUCUUGCAGCUGUUUACUUGCUGCGCAGAGCUGCAUUGCCCCGCCCGCAUGCCGAUAUACCGUACAACAAAGAUGCCGCUGCCAAGGUAUUUGGUGAUGUGCCCGAGAUGAUGAGAUAUGUAAUGCGCCACAAGCAGAUUUUCUGUUGGCUCACAUCUCUCACGAAACGUCACCGGAGUCCCAUCGUGCAAGUGUUCAUCAAACCAAUGUCGCUACCCUGGGUGGUUGUAACGGACCCACAUGAAAGUCAAGACAUCCUACUCCGGCGUACUAGAGAGUUCGAUCGCAGUGCGUUUUUCGGUGAACUUGUUGGGGGUAUUUUGCCUGAGCAGCACAUAUCCUUUCUGUCGACUGAUGCGCGCUUCAAGAAUAACCGAGCCCUGAUCAACCACCUGAUGGCGCCCUCCUUUAUUCGUGAUAUUAGCGGUCCAGCUAUGUACAAAUCAGUGUGUACUCUUAUGAAGUUGUGGCGCGCCAAGUGUGCAGCUGCCGACGGUAGGCCGUUCUCGGCGCAUCAAGACAUCACUUUCUGGGCACUAGACAGCAUCUUCGCAUCUUCUUUUGGGCUGCAGGAAUCUGAUAGCAACACCGUGCGACGUCUCCACGCGGUAAAACAGAGUGAGAACGGCAAAAUAUUGACAGGAGUGGAUGGGACCAUCACAUUUCCUGAAGGCGAAGUUCCUGACAUCUUCCACGCGGUAUUGACAUUGUCAAAUUCUGUGACUGAUACACAGCUUUCACCUGCCCCAGCUUUAACAUCAUGGAUACUGCGAAAGUUGCCGUACAUGCGCAGGGCCACGGCUGUCAAAGAUGCUUGGAUACACGCGCGGACGGAGGAAUCUAUUGAGCUGCUCGAGAGAGACCCAGAUACGGAAGUACGGAACGCAUUACAUUCAGUGCUGCUCCGCGAGCGUGAUAUAGCAGCCAAGAAUAACAGACCUGCCGCGUACCGUAAGCGUGCCAUUGCCGAUGAGUUCUUCGGCUUCAUGGUCGCGGGUCAUGAUACUACCGCCACUACUGUGGCGUGGGGUAUGAAGUUUCUGGCCGAUCAUCCACACGCUCAACAACGAUUGCGGAAAGAUCUACGUGCUGCAUUUCCUGCUGCACCCGCUGAGAAACGUGCGCCUGUAUACUCUGAGCUAGUAUCAGCACAACUACCGUACCUGGACGCUGUCGUAGACGAGAUACUGCGGCACGCAAAUACGAUCGCUUUCGUUGUACGGACUGCUCAAGUCGACACCGUGGUUCUUGGCAAAUGCAUUCCUAAAGGCACAGAUGUUUUCCUCAUGGCAAAUGGCGCUGGAUAUAUAGAACCCGCUAUAGCUAUUGAUGAUGAUGUACGAAGCCCCGGUGCGCGUCGGACCGAGACAUCAAAGGGUCUGACUGGCGACUGGGACAACUCGGAUCUUCAUGAAUUCAAGCCUGAGCGAUGGUUAAAUAUUGACCCGGUUACAGGAGUGGAGACAUUUGAACCCAUGGCAGGUCCUAGCCUGGCAUUUGGACUGGGGUCUCGCGCGUGUUUUGGGCGUCGUCUUGCUUUGCAGUCGUUGAGAGUUCACUUUGCUAUGACAGUGUGGCAUUUCAACCUUCUCAAGGUAUCUUCCGAACUCAGCACAUACAACGCGGUUCAGCGUUUUGCGAGAGAGCCUACGCAUUGUUCUAUUCGCUUGCGGCCUGCAGAUCCAUAG